AGUACCACCACCAUGUUUCCUUCGAUCAGCUCCACCCAGUUUCUGCUCCUCUACCUCGUCCUCCUCUUCGUUCCCUCUCCGACCGUUGCCUUCAGGUGGCAAGUUUGCAGCACAAGUGCCGGCAACUUUACUGCCAACAGCACGUAUGAGUCCAACCUCAACCUCCUCCUCUCCUCCCUCGUCUCCAAUGGUUCCGCUCCUGGCUUCUUCACCGACACCGUCGGACGAAUACCCGACCAAGUUCAAGGCAUCGUCCUUUGUCGUGGCGAUACUAACCCCACCACGUGCGGUUCCUGCCUUAGUAACGUCACGGUGGAGAUCCUCCGGCUCUGUGCCUACAACAAGGAUGCCGUGGUUUGGGAAGAAGAGUGCCUCCUUCGCUUUUCCAACCUGCAGUUCCUCAACACCUUAGACAACGACCCGACGGCUGCCUUGCCAAACCCGAUUCAGGUAAGCGACGAAGCGGAUCGGUUCAACAAGGUGGUGAACGAGUUGCUCGACAGCACGGCUGAUUGGGCGGCGUAUAACUCCACGAAGAGGUACGCGACCGGCCAAGCGUUCAACGUGACGCAGGCGGUUCCAACUAUAUAUGGCCUGGCGCAAUGCACGCCGGACAUGUCGACGAGUGACUGCAGGCAGUGCUUGAAAGGGGUGUUACAGGGGCUCCCACAACGCCGAAUGGGAGCUAGGAAUCAGGGAGUGAGGUGCAAUAUAAGGUUCGAAGUUACCCGCUUCUACGAAGGCACCCCCAUCAUAUGGCUCCUAUCACCAUUGACGAAUGCAACAACGCCUGCGGAGAACGCCACAGCUCCACCCUCUGCUCCAGCAGCCCAUCCUGCCGUCGGUCCAACCGGGAAAGAAGGGUCUAUAUAUGUUGAGAAUCUUGGACUACGUAUAGUGGAUGAUGGUAAUGACAUGACGAGUUACAGUGUACAUCACAUGACGGGAGUAGAAUUUUCUGCAUCUUUGUCGGAAGAAAGAUUGCAGGUGUUCGUGAAGGUCUAUUGGUUGGACAACGGGAUGGUGACAGCCGACGUUGAAUCCAAGAGCCAAAAUGUCGAGCGUCAUUGA
Molecule: messenger RNA, 1071 nt
Organism: Musa acuminata subsp. malaccensis (wild Malaysian banana)
Lineage: Eukaryota; Viridiplantae; Streptophyta; Magnoliopsida; Zingiberales; Musaceae
Source: RefSeq, a predicted model, not a curated record